Vidua macroura (Pin-tailed whydah) is the source of this 1425-nucleotide messenger RNA. RefSeq lists its product as uncharacterized. The transcript is spliced from 8 exons. The record is from RefSeq and is a predicted model, not a curated record. Bases 1 to 1425 code for a protein of 474 amino acids. NCBI's taxonomy places the organism in Eukaryota, Metazoa, Chordata, Aves, Passeriformes, Viduidae.
AUGAACACUGAGGGAGAGGUGGGUGCCCCUGGCGGGAACUCGAAGCCGCUGUGUGGGCUCGGGGCGGCGCCCUCGCCCCUCAGGAUCCCUCAGGCGCUGAGGCGGGAACUCGAAGCCGCUGUGUGGGCCCGGGGCGGCGCCCUCGCCCCUCAGGAUCCCUCAGGCGCUGAGGCGGGAACUCGAAGCCGCUGUGUGCGCCCGGGGCGGCGCCCUCGCCCCUCAGGUGCCCUCAGUCGCGGCGGCGGGAACUCGAAGCCGCUGUGUGGGCCCGGGGCGGCGCCCUCGCCCCUCAGGAUCCCUCAGGCGCUGAGGCGGGAACUCGAAGCCGCUGUGUGGGCCCGGGGCGGCGCCCUCGCCCCUCAGGUGCCCUCAGGUGCCCUCAGCCCCGGCGGCGGUGGGAUCUCGAAGCCGCUGUUUCCGCCGCUCUCGGCGAGGCGGGGGUCCCAUGCGCGGGCCCGGAGGCGCCCUCGGGCAGCCCCUGGGGUGAGACAGAGGAGGAAUGGACGACUGCCCUCACGAGUCUUCACGGUGUUUUGGUUUGCGGGCGGAAGAGAUGAGAAGCCGUGGGACGACGAGGCAAGAGCGAGCUGGAGGAGCGGCGUCUUCGAGCUCAAGAGUGGAACGGCGAGGCAAGAGCGAGCUGGAGGAGCGGCGUCUUCGAGCUCAAGAGUGGAACGGCGAGGCAAGAGCGAGCUGGAGGAGCGGCGUCUUCGAGCUCAAGAGUGGAACGGCGAGGCAAGAGCGAGCUGGAGGAGCGGCGUCUUCGAGCUCAAGAGUGGAACGGCGAGGCAAGAGCCAGCUUCAGCAUUGGCAGCUUCCAGCUCAGGAUUGGAACAGCGAGAAGCCGUGGGACGACGAGGCAAGAGCGAGCUGGAGGAGCGGCGUCUUCGAGCUCAAGAGUGGAACGGCGAGGCAAGAGCCAGCUUCAGCAUUGGCAGCUUCCAGCUCAGGAUUGGAACAGCGAGGCACAGGGUCUGGAGCUUCUCAGGCCUGAGCGUGUCAUGGUCCAUUGGCAGAAGGCGUGGGACGACGAGGCAAGAGCGGCAGCGUCUUCGAGCUCAAGAGUGGAACGGCGAGGCAAGAGCCAGCUUGGAGCUGAAGAGGGGCCACGAGGGGCCCUCUGGGCAAAGGGCUUUUCCAGGCCAGGGCACCUUCAGGGUGCCGCGGCUGGCUUUGCACUGGGCGCCCUCCCUGUCUGCAGGGCUGGGUCUUUGCUGUGCUUGGCCUUUUGCCGUCGUGCUCCUUUGGCUGCCCGGAGAGAGGGGCAACGCUCGUGACCCCCUGUACUCGGGGCGCGUCACAGCCCACGUCCCAGUGCCAGCCCUGAAGCGCCUCAGCGCGUCGAGGCCCCUGCGGCCUCCUUGGAGUGCACGGGCAGGCUCUGAUGCUUUCCUCUCCCGCUCAGUUUUAGGAAUGGCUCCCUAG